UGGGCACUUACACGUUUGCACAAUCAAGCAGUUGCGUUUGCGCCUUCCGUUGGACUCUCGGAGAUUAUUGACCUUGGUUUCUGUGAGUCGUAGGAUUAUUGUCACAGUCCAAGUUAUAAAAGAGAGUCAUUGGGGAGAUGUGGUCUGAAAAUCCGAUUAUUUCUACUAAAAUAAUUACCCUCGACAUCAUCAGUUCACUGUUACGCACCAGUGGGAGUAGUAUUAUUUAUCUCUUGUAACAUCUGUUUUGACGAAAAAAGGUCGUGUAGGGCUUCUUUUGGAUUUCUACUCUUGUUUGGUUUUCCGAUUCCUUUCAUGUGGAAAUUCUAGAAACUUCUUUCGGUGGAAGUGGUGGAUUCUCUCUGGUGUCAAUUUUGGACGCCGCGCGCUCUCCAAGAACCAUGAGGACCAAUUACUCCAACGUUUUGGUAUUAUUUUUCGCGGUUACCUUCGAAUUACCUCUGCUUGUUUGCGGAGAACGUCUCAAUAAUAAUAUCGUGAAGAACUGGUCUGCGCAAGUGGAGAGCUAUCUCCUUAAACUUGCCGAGGAAGGCUUGAAAACGCGCGAGCUUCAGAAAUUGUACGACAGCGCAAAUUACACAGUGGAGGAGAAAAGUGGAUUUGAUACUCUGAACUCUGUGAAAUCACGGCUCGGAAACUACUUCGUCAAAAAGGAAAAUGCAGCUAGGAAAGUUGCAGAAGAAGUUGCCAGACUUCAUGACGAAUUUUACAGAAAUGAAACUCUACAAGAAAUGGCAAAGGUUUCAACUCUACAGCAACUUGGUGACAAAUUCUACUCUGACUCAGAUCUAGUAGAUACUCUGCCUAAAGAUCUGGAGUUCAACAUGUUAUUCAAGCAGAAAGUGAGUAAAAGCAGGAGCUCUGUGAAGAUCUCUGACCAGGUUGCCAGAAGCAACCCCAAGCUGAUUGAAGCUGUGUUUUGGUCAUCGCUUCUAGAUAAUGUGUUUAAAGAAAAUUCAAAGAAUGAUCCCGAACUAAGGUGGCAGAAUUUUGGUUCCAUAGAGGGUUUCCUCAGAACGUACCCAACUCGAGAAUGGUCCUUAAACUUUGCCGGGUUCCACAUAGAUUAUGACCCCAGAUUAAGGCCCUGGUAUAUUGGUGCCACGUCAGGCCCCAAGGACAUCGUCAUUGUCCUGGAUUGCAGCUUGUCCAUGGCGGGAAAGAAAUUCCACAUGGCCAGACAAGUAGCAAAGACAGUAUUGAACACCCUGACUAAACAAGAUUAUGUCAAUGUUAUCUGUGGACACGAGGGUCAUUGGGAUGAAGUGGGAAAGUGGUUUGAGUAUAAGACAGAAGUGCUUAGCUGUCAACAGAAUCGACUGGUACCGGCAUCCACCUCGCACCGCAAAGACUUAAUUGAAAAGAUUGAUAAUCUGAAGGCUGGUGGAACAAGUGAACUCAAAAAAGCUUUCAAAUUGGCUUUUGAAUUGCUGCAAGGAGUUGCCAGGACAGGCUGCCAGAGCAUCAUUGUGUUCGCUACAGAUGGAGUGGACAAUGAUGGGGACCCUGUGCGCUGUGGGCCAGGGUACUACACCAGGAGCGGUUACGUUGCAGGGCAGAUAUGCAAAUAUGAUUGGAAUGAUGUGUGGGAUGAAGUACAGGCCACGAAUAGAUAUAUGAACCCUAGGACGCGGAUCUUUUCCUAUUUAACCGCGGACGAUGGCGAAGAAUUUCCAGGAAAGCUUGCUUGCGACAAUGAGGGCUUUAUGAAGAAGCUAACAGACGAAGAGAACAUCAUAUCACAAAUGCAGGAUUACUACAGCUUCUUGGCGUCCAAUACGAUAAGUAUUAGUAAUGUCACGUGGACAUCUCCUUACCUGGACGCGUCCGGCCUAGGACUCAUGGUCACGGUGGCCAUACCUGUCAUCAGCAAAGUCACGAACAAGACUAUAGGUGUGGUUGGAAUCGAUGCCACACUGGAAGAAAUCGAGAACAUCCUGUUGAACGACCAGUGGGGAUCGGUGUACGCUUUUCUGGUGAACGAGGGAGGAGAGACAAUUUUUCACCCGCUUCUGCGGCCAAGUACUGAGCUUGUGGAUGACCCAAUCUUCAUUCCAAUUAGCACUCUAGAACAGCGAAAUGGUAAACCAGCGGAGUUUAACACAGUCGCUAAAGCCAUGAUGGAUGGCGAAACUGGCUCCCUUAGAAUCGAAGACGCCAUCAGAAGCAUUCCAAAAGGAGAUUUCCAAGACGGCGUAAUGCUCGUGACUCUACCUUCCACUUAUUACUACACGUCAAUUAAGGACUCCGAGUACGUUUUUGCCUUCAAUCUCGCAGACUCAGACAAGAAUUACCGCAGACCAGCGUCACCGCCGCGUGGGAUGAAAAUUCCGGUGAAUUAUUACGCCAACAUUUUGUCCUAUAACUCACCUGAAGUGAGGCAGGUUUUGGGAAAUUUGUACGAAGAUUUCGGUGUUGAGUACAACGUCUCUUUCUUCCCUGACUUACCCGUGACAUUUAACGUUUCCACUGUGAUGCUGAGCCCUAAGACCUACUGUAACCCAAAUAACUUCCUCUUCAGGGAAAAUAACAGUGAUAUCACCCUUGAAGCACAUCGUUUUCUGAACGGGGAGGGUGGCAACAGUGACUGUCCACAAGGAAGAUUUCGUGCUUCUGUUAGACCCGAUGUGGAGAUCACAUCGUUAAUAGAGGACAUUUGGAAGAACAACCGGUCGAGAGAGAUUUUGAAAGAUGUUCCUUGGACCUACAUUGGUACACGAAGUGGUAUUUUCCGCUCCUACCCAGGCCACCGCACACGAAAGAACUUCGACCCAACCAAGCGGCCAUGGUAUCAUCGUGCCCUAGUGAACCCGGCCAAAGCAGCUGUGUCGAAUGCCUACAUGGACGCGAAUGGUAUCGGAAAAGUGAUUACAAUUUCUGAAGCUGUUUUCCAGGCAUUACCACAAAACACGUCCAAUAUUACUUGCGGAGGCACAAUUAAUCUGCUAGGAGGAUGCGCAUGUUCAAGGGAUGUUCAGUGUAUUUCAGGCAAGUGUCGUGUUUACGAAGGAAAUCGUUCGUUAUGCGCUGGUGAUCGAGUUGAAGCAGUCACAGCCCUGGAUAUCCUAUACAAUGACUUUCAUCGCCGAGUGUACGGGUUGCUGGACAGUUCAGGGGAGAAGAAGUCUUGCGGAAUGAACUACACGUGCCCUGAUGAUGAGCACGUGUGCCAAACGAGAUGUUACUUAGUGGAUAACUUGGCAAAUUUAGUCACCGACCCCGACUUUCUUCUGGCGAGUACCACAGAUGCGCGGGAAUAUGAACGAGUAAGCUUGGGUCGUAAAGAGGGUGACGUAAUGAAACUUUUGGUCACGAAGCAUAAGUUCUUUGUUCCCAACCAGCGGGCUGAUUUCCAGGGGAUUUGCAGCGUUUCCCCGUAUGCACCAAAGGUGACACUGGAAGGGAUAGUUCGAACGCCUGAACAGGAAGAUGACUACUACAAGAACAGAGGACCAAUUCCUCCAUUCAGAAACGAGUACGGCUGCAUUCAAGAUGUUGUAGGCUACACUUCAGAUGAUGCCGUUCUGGGUUCUGAUGGCAUAAUUGCUGACUCAGUUGAUGGUCCUUGCAGAUCUGGGAACUUUUUCCUCUCGGCUCUCCCCAGGACUAAUCUGUAUCUGCUUGUGAUAGAGAACUGGAGCGAGUACCGUCAAUCCUACUUUUAUAACUUUAACUGCCACAUUAGCAACCGAGUGUACGACUCAGGUGCAUUUCGCAUCGUAAACGGCACAUGCGCGCACAUUGAGACCCAAACGAGUCUUAAAAAGAAAGAAAAAUGCCCUGCUCUGAAAAACGUCGAGAUGCAAUGUAGCUACAAUGUGUCUGAUACUCUCACAGUACCGAACCUUAUACAGUUGUUUGUAACAACGUUAGCUGUCAUUUUCAAGAUGACAUGAUUAAUUCUUGCCUUUAAUUUAGGGAACCAGUUAAUUUAUUGAACGAUUGUCGAAUAUGUUUUCCAAUAGAUUUUUUACAAAUGAUCGAUCCGCUACGUAUUACAAUCACCUACCAGUUGUGAUUUUCUUGAUACCUACACAGGCAGCAGCAUGAUAUUAGAGCUGCUGAUGCUGUUAGAAAUAUUCCAAUAUUGCAAGGGCGGAUCCAGGACUUUUCCUAGGAGGGGUAAAUAGUAACGUAACUGACAGGUGUCGUCAGCAAAUUUUACCUGCGAACAACGAAGAAUAGAAAGAAGGCGUAUGAAUAGGGAAUAAAAUAAUGUGAACUGCUGAUUAUACAGAGCAAACUAUAAGGCAGACUUUACAUAACCGUUUAGUUAUAUUACAUGUCCGCAGGUCAUGUCGGGGGGGGGGAAUACGUAACCCCUGCACCCCUCCUCUAGAUCCGCCCCUGUCUUGUGAUUACUGUUUUCUUAAAUAGGGAAUUAAAGCAGUCAGAACAAGGUAGACGUCGAUUGAAAAACUGUUUUGUAUUUUUGAUUAGAACUUUGUGAAUGGUUAGACGUGUCUCUCACGGCGCCACACCUUAACUUCAGCAUAACGAGAUUUGCUUUCUCUGAACACGCAAAUUUUGGUGAUCUCACGCGUUGCUUUGCAGAGAACGGCUAAGAAAUAUACAAGGAUGUAAAAUGCAGGUGCUGAGCUAUUGUUCUGUCCAUUCGAUCUUUUUUUGCCACCUCGUUGUCAUCGUCGUCGUCGUUUUCUUAAGUUCCCCACUCUCGCCAGCUAGCAGCGUUUUUUUCGAUCUUGGAAGUGAUGUACGUGGGUUUGAAUCAGCGAGCUAACAUUGAUUCAUAGUGUAAUCGAAACUAUGUAUAUUUUAUAGUAAGAGUCACCAGACAUAAUUAUUUCAGUUUUUAUUAUCAGUUAAAUCACCCACAUUACGUUUAAAUUCAAACUUGAUGUAAUGUCAUACUUGAUUUAUAUCCUUCAUAAUAUAUAACAAUGUUUGAUUAAUAUA
Stylophora pistillata is the source of this 4938-nucleotide messenger RNA. RefSeq names its product voltage-dependent calcium channel subunit alpha-2/delta-3. NCBI's taxonomy places the organism in Eukaryota, Metazoa, Cnidaria, Anthozoa, Scleractinia, Pocilloporidae. Gene Ontology annotation, molecular function: voltage-gated calcium channel activity. Gene Ontology annotation, cellular component: voltage-gated calcium channel complex. The record is from RefSeq and is a predicted model, not a curated record.